UGAACACUGCCAUUUCGUUUGUUUAGUACUGCAAAUCUCACACGUACGCUACCCGCGCUAACCCCACCACCGCCGUGUCAUCCACCUCACGAAACUUCGCAUGUUGUUUCUCGUUCUGAACCUCUCUCACUCUCUCUCUCACUCAUAGCGUUUUGUUAAUGAUGAAGACAGAGAAGAGAAAUAAGAUCGACCAAUUUACAGAGACCUGAGAAAGGAGAAGAGAGAGAGAGAAUAAAAAAAGUUUUCGAGUGGUAUAAAGAGUGAUGGGCUCUCCUUCAAAAGGAAGGAAUAACAGUUAUGAUUACUCAUUCAAGAUUCUGUUGAUCGGUGAUUCUGGUGUUGGCAAGAGCAGCCUUCUUCUCAGUUUUAUCUCCAACUUUGUUCAUGAUCUGUCCCCCACCGUUGGUACCUCUUUGUGUGGAUUUUAAGGUAAAGCAGCUCACUAUUGGUGGCAAAAGAUUGAAGCUUACAAUUUGGGACACGGCUGGGCAGGAAAGGUUUGGAACAGUAACAAGCUCUUACUACAGAGGUGCUCAUGGAAUUAUUCUUGUGUAUGAUGUGACUCGGCGUGAAACCUUCACAAACCUGCUGGAUAUAUGGGCAAAGGAAGUACAGCUCUACUCCACUAAUCAUGAGUGUAUCAAAAUUCUUCUUGGGAAUAAAGUCGAUAGGGAGAAUGAGAGGGCUGUAACGAGAGAAGAGGGGUUGGCUCUUGCUCAGGAACAUAAAUAUUUGUUUCUUGAAUGUAGUGCUAAAACUAAAGAGAAUGUCCACCAAUGCUUUAAAGAUCUUACAUUAAAGAUACUUGAGGUUCCGAAUUUUUUGGAAAAUGGAUCCACAGUAGUGAAGAAACAGAUUUUAGAACAGAAGCAGGUAGACCCAACUCCUCGUGGUGGUGGAUGCUGCUCCUGAUGUAAAUGAUGCAGGUACCAUACCACAACUAGAACUCGCCACAACAAAACCGAAGACCUCAAGAAGUGGUUGAAAUGGCAAUUGGACAACCUGCGUAAUCUCAGACACAUUCACCAUCAGAGGAACAAGCUUUUUUCCAAGCCAUUUUCUCAAAUAUAUAGUAGUUAUGAUAACUUUUUGGGAGUGUGAAUGACAUCUUGUUUAGUUCAUGUAAAUAUGUGGAUGUGUUGGAUCUUUUCUACUUGAUGCUGUUAGGCUUAGCUUGACAUUGGUUUCAUUGUAAACAGGUAAAAGAAAUAAUACAUGGGUCAUGUAGUGAAUAAUCGCUGUGUAUCCAAAACAGUUACAAGUACGUUUGAGAUGAUGGAAACUGCUCAA
Juglans regia (Persian walnut) is the source of this 1290-nucleotide messenger RNA. RefSeq names its product ras-related protein RABC2a-like. Gene Ontology annotation, molecular function: GTP binding; GTPase activity. Bases 385 to 912 code for a protein of 175 amino acids. The transcript has 6 exons. Lineage: Eukaryota; Viridiplantae; Streptophyta; Magnoliopsida; Fagales; Juglandaceae. The record is from RefSeq and is a predicted model, not a curated record.